Chanos chanos (milkfish) is the source of this 1677-nucleotide messenger RNA. It is a transcript of the gene lmod2b, whose product is annotated as leiomodin 2 (cardiac) b. Gene Ontology annotation, cellular component: striated muscle thin filament; myofibril; cytoskeleton. The record is from RefSeq and is a predicted model, not a curated record. NCBI's taxonomy places the organism in Eukaryota, Metazoa, Chordata, Actinopteri, Gonorynchiformes, Chanidae. The coding region runs from base 1 to 1677 and encodes 558 amino acids. Gene Ontology annotation, biological process: muscle contraction; actin filament organization; pointed-end actin filament capping. The transcript has 3 exons. Gene Ontology annotation, molecular function: tropomyosin binding; actin binding.
AUGAGUAGCUUUGGCUACCGUCGAGAACUGAGCAAGUAUGAAGAUUUGGAUGAGGAUGAGUUGUUGGCCUCUCUGAGUCCAGAAGAGCUCCAGGAACUGGAGAAGGAACUAGCAGAUAUUGACCCUGAUAGGAAUGUCCCGAUUGGGCUACGCCAGAGGGAUCAGACUGACAAGACCCCAACAGGCACUUUCAGCAGAGAGGCACUCAUGAAAUACUGGGAGAAUGAGACUCGUAAACUUCUGGAGGAUGAGAGGAUGGGCUCUUGCCCUAGACAGGUUAGUGGCUCUGAGGAAUCUGAAGAAGAGAAAGAUGAAGAUGAGGACAAUGAAAAAGAUGGGAUGACAGAAGAUCAGGAGGAAGAAGAGGAAGAAGAGGAAGAAGAGGAAGAAGAGGACGAAGAGGAAGAAGAGGAGGAAGAGAGUGAGCUUGAGGAACCAGUGACAGAAGAGGAAGAAGAUGAUGAGUCGGAGGAGGAAGAAACCAAGGAGAACACUCCACGGAUACCAGCUCCACAACCGAAGCAGGACCUUUACCACAGUCAAUCAAAAUUCAAAGAGGGGCCCGUGAGAAGAAACUCACCAGCAGCUGAGGACGUCAGCGUUCGAGCUACAACUCCAAGCCAUCUGUCUGGAAACCCAACAGUGGUGGAUGACGCUCUGGAGAAAAUUCUAAACAAUGACCCAGACACCACUGAGGUCAAUCUCAACAACAUAGAGAAUAUCUCCCAGGAGACGCUUAUUCGUUUUGCUGAGGCUCUGCACUCAAACGCUCAUGUCCGCGUCUUCAGCCUGGCUAACACCCAUGCUGAUGAUCAAGCGGCCUUUGCCAUUGCCAAGAUGCUGCGUGAAAACAAUUGUAUUACUAACCUCAACAUUGAGUCAAACUUUGUCACAGGAAAGGGAAUUCUGGCUAUAGUGCAGGCUCUGACCUGCAACAAAACUCUGACAGAACUUCGUUUUCAUAACCAAAGACACAUCUGUGGGGGCCAAGUGGAGAUGGAGAUAGUCAAACUUCUGAGGGAGAACAACACUUUGCUGAAGCUUGGCUACCAGUUUGACCUUCCAGGUCCACGUAUGAGCAUGACAGCAAUCCUUACUCGGAAUCAGGACAGGCAAAGGCAGAAGCGUCUACAGGAGCAGCGUCAGCAAGGAUCAACGCCAACACCUGUGAACCCCCGUACUAGUGCCCUUCAGAAGGGAAUUCCAACAUCCUCCCCUUAUGGUUCACCACGGAGCUCACCAUGGUCCUCUCCAAAACUGCCCCGCAAUGAUGUGGUGAACAAGAAUGCACCACCUGCACCUACACCGCCCCCUCCUCCUCCUCCUCCUCCUCCACCACCUCCACCUCCACCCCCCCCUCUUCCAUUUAAGCCUGUCACAGAGAAGAAAGCACCAACAAGAAAGAUAGCGGAGGUGAUUAAACUCCAUGAGGCAAGCACCAAGAAGCAGCAACAGCAGAACAAGUCAAAAUCCAAAAAGGGGAAAAAGGGGGCAUGCAAGGUAAAGGAGGCCAAUAUCCUGAAAGAACUGAAAAAUGCGCUUCGGCCCAUAUCAGACAGAGAUAUCUCCAGACCAUCCACACCUCAGCGCUCAGCUCAUGAUGAACUGAUGGCUUCCAUCCGAGGCAGCAGUAUCAAGUCACUCAGACGGGUGGAAGUUCCGAAGUAUCUGCGGUAA